This is a messenger RNA of Ostertagia ostertagi, 690 nucleotides long. The record is from the annotation of a GenBank genome assembly. NCBI's taxonomy places the organism in Eukaryota, Metazoa, Nematoda, Chromadorea, Rhabditida, Trichostrongylidae.
AUGGAAUGUCCUAAAAGAGCUGCAGCGACGGAUGUUUCUAUAAGAAUGGUGGAAUCUGUUGGUGCAAAAAGACAAGAUGUUGUAUUUGAUAUGAGCUGCGAAGGAGUAGAACAGCUUUUCCCAUGGGUCAAUAUACCAACCGGUAUUUCUGAAAUAGAAAGAGAAGACUGCUAUUAUUCCGCGAUGUUUGAUCCGAUUUUGGACGAGACUACUGAUUUCAGCUGUAAGCGUAGAGAAUACGUAGCUGGCAUCGCGCGUUUGACUGAUACACGGCUACAAAUUCUUUGUUGUCGUCUUCGUUCUCGUGAUGAGUUCAAUUGCCGAGAAACACCUUUCAACAAGCCUAUUGGUCUCAGCAAGAGUACAAUCAUUGAACAUGAGAACCAGCUAAUAAAUGCAAUUCGUAUUGAAAACCAAGCUUACGUGGUGAGGUUCUGCGACCUAGCGCCACGGAACAUUGCUGAUAUCUACGGAGAUACGAAAAAGACGACAACCCGCAAGCAUACUGCUUCUCCCAAAUCGUACACGUUAGUGCGCACUUUCUAUGCCCUUUCGAAACUUAUAUUUGGAUAUGAGGAUCAAAAUGUAAAUGUUAAGUUCCAGGAAAGACACGACCGUGCCCCACAUCUCAACUCUCACAUCUCCUACAACCCAACGCUCCGAAUCUGUACCAACAACCCAACGUACUGA